AUGCAUCCAGCUCUCGCUCAUGGGGGAAGGAUUGCUUCGAGGACUGCGGAUGAAGAGGUAUUCAACGUAGGUCAUAUUAUUGAAUAUUUCAUUCUAUCGCCUUUAGUGGUGCAACAGACAAGAUUGUAUAUAUGUGGUGUUUAUUACGGCGUCGGGCCUACAAAGUCUAGCACUACUCAGCCAUAUUUAACCUGGGUGAAUCAUCUCGAUGACUUUUUGUCCUUGAAGACUAAUGCGCAUGAGGCCAUUCUUACUCAAAGUUAUCAAGGAUCAGAAUCCGAGGAAAUCUAG
Sclerotinia sclerotiorum 1980 UF-70 is the source of this 291-nucleotide messenger RNA. RefSeq lists its product with no specific name. The record is from RefSeq and is a predicted model, not a curated record. NCBI's taxonomy places the organism in Eukaryota, Fungi, Ascomycota, Leotiomycetes, Helotiales, Sclerotiniaceae. The transcript is spliced from 4 exons. The coding region runs from base 1 to 291 and encodes 96 amino acids.